Dromiciops gliroides (monito del monte) is the source of this 900-nucleotide messenger RNA. RefSeq names its product nmrA-like family domain-containing protein 1. Bases 1 to 900 code for a protein of 299 amino acids. Lineage: Eukaryota; Metazoa; Chordata; Mammalia; Microbiotheria; Microbiotheriidae. The record is from RefSeq and is a predicted model, not a curated record. The transcript has 5 exons.
AUGGCAAGCAAGAAAGUCAUCGUUGUGUUUGGGGCAACAGGUUCUCAGGGUGGUUCUGUGGCCAGAGCCAUUUUGGCAGGCAAAGACUUUUCAGUAAGAGCAUUGACUCGGGAUGUGAGCAGACCUGCCGCCCUGGCCCUACAAGACCUGGGAGCUGAGGUGGUGAAGUGUGACCUGAAUGACCAAGAGGCCGUGAAGGAAGCAUUGAAAGGCGCCUAUGGAGCCUUCCUGGUGACCAACUUCUGGGAUGACUUUAGUAAGGAGAAGGAAGUGCAGCAGGGGAAAAUAGUAGCGGAUGCCAGCAAACAGCUGGGCUUGAAGCAUGUGAUAUACAGUGGCUUGGAGAAUGUCAAGAAGUUGACCAAAGGGAAACUGGAGGUGCUGCACUUCGAUGGGAAAGGAGAAGUGGAAGAAUACUUCUGGGCUCUCGGAGUGCCCAUGACCAGCGUCAGGAUAGCGGCCUACUUUGAAAACUUUUUAACCUUCUGGAAGCCCGUGAAGGCAUCUGAUGGCGACUACUACAACUUAAUGUUGCCUAUGAAUGACGUACCCAUGGAUGGCAUCUCUGUUGCUGACGUUGGACCAGCGGUGGCCAGCAUCUUCCGGUCCCCAGAGGAGUUCAUGGGCAAGGCCGUGGGUCUCAGUGCAGAAGCCCUGACGGUUCAGCAAUAUGCGGACAUCCUUUCCAAGGCCUUGGGUAAAGUGGUUAAAGACCCCAAGAUCACCCCAGAAGCUUAUGAGAAGCUGGGAUUCCCUGGAGCAAAGGAAUUGGCUGACAUGAUGCGUUUCUAUCACAUGAAGCCGGACAGAGAUGUGAAGCUCACACACAAGCUUAACCCCAACGUCAAGAGCUUCUCCCAGUUUAUCUCGGAGAACAAAGAGGCCUUAAAGGACCUAUAG